AUGUAUUAUUAUGAUGUUACAGUAAGGGGCAGUAGGACUGAUUCCUGUCUCAGUUUUGUUCGGGUGGAGUUUAAUGGGUGUGUGCUGGGAGACUCACAAAAACUGGACGUUCCUGUGGACAAAGAUGUGGUUUACAACUUCACCUGUAGUUUUGAGUGCUCAGAAGUGGCACAUACACUGGAUGAUGUAGCUCAUAAACCUGUCAUACUAACGGUGUUCGAGAUCUUACCAAAAGAGAAAAAACAAAAAGAGGAGAAAACCACUGUACUAGGACAAGCCGUCGUGGAUCUACUGCCACUGCUGCGAGGUCAGUGUAGCUUCUCAUCCACCGUGCUUCUUCACGCGGUGCCCGGAUCACCGGCAGACGUUGCUGUACAUGAGGAUGGCGUAAAAUCCACACUCGAUGUGACGGUGCAUGUUCCCGAGCCGUUGCUCUCUGAUGCCCAGCGCUCUGACUCUAAUGUGCUGAUGGUCACUGUGGAGACGGCGUAUUCUGUUCCCGACGUCUGGAAUCCUGCCUCCACACCUCCAUCCCACUAUAUAGCUGCCCUGCAGAUGCCCGUCUCAGCUACGAAAGAGCAAGUCUUGUUAUUCUCCAAUGGCGUCUUAAAAAUGGGUGGUGAGAAGGAGCCAGUGCCAAGACCCAAAAAAUGGCCAUUGGGGUCUCUUCUCGCACCAGGGGCCGAGGUCAUUCAGGGCCUUUAUAUUGAUGCAGAACCCACAGACACGGAUCACGGAGACCUUACUGACAUAGAGGACAAGGAUUUCAGAGCAGAUGCUGAGUGUAACCAGAAAAGAGUGAGCUGGGAUACGGCACAUCGUUGCUUUAUUGAUGCGGGAGGUGUGGCCUGUCUUUCCCGCAGGAUUGCAGAAUGUAGAUUGUGGCCUGUUGAGAUCAUGAAGGCCAUACAGACGGCACCAACCAAAGGUGGGAAGACAAGACAGGGGGAGGAUGAGGUACAGAUCUCAUUCCACGGAGUGGUUUACAUGGAUCUGGUGCCGUUAUUGUACCCUGGAGUGCAGCGUAUACACGGGGUGUACCGAAUCUACCCCUUUUACGAGUCUGAUCUGCUGAAUAAGACUCAGAGGACCUACAGUGUUUUGAAGGAGUUGAGCAGAACACCGGCAGCACUGAGCCGAAAUCGAGCCAAUUCCUCCGUCAACUCCUUAAAGGCUUUUCAGAGUAAAACCAUGGAGAACCAAAGAGGAAACAACGAUGUUUCCAAAAAGCCGGAUUCCCAGGGAAAAUGUGCUCAGACUGACAGCGUGUCUGGACUGGAGCCUCAGGUGAACACUGAGGGACAGAUGUACGCCGAUUCAAGAUCGUACAUUAUUAUUGAAAUUGCUGUGGAAAAGCCACUGGCUCCAAAGAGACCGCCGGAGGAGCUGGCCAAACGGGUGAUGGAGCUGGUUCCUCCCAGACCUCCACUGCCUCGACGGCCAGCAGGAGCAGAAAGAUGCAACGACAUGAGGUACUCUGUGGUGCGGAUCGUAAGAGAGAAGAUGUUGAGGACAGAGGCUUUCUCAGACCCUGAACAGCUGCAAGCGUUCCUGAGUCAGUUAUACGUGUUCCUGGUGGACGAGAUGCAUGCUGCUCUUAAUAAGACUCUGUCAGUGGACUCUCAGGACGCUCAUCAGGAGCCUGUCCUGAGCUGUGCUCAACUCAAACACUUCGCCAGAGAGGCCGAACUCAACACAGACUACCAGCUGGCAGCACAGUACUAUCAGGAGUGUUUGAUUCAAGAGCGCAGCGAGCCGUCGCACUGGUGUGAUUAUGGAGCGUUUCACAUGCUGACCGCUGACCACCUGAAGGCAGAGGAGUGCUUUCAACAGGCCUUAUCCAUCCAGCAAACACACAUACCGAGUUUGCUCAUGUGCGGCGUGCUGUCAGAGAUGAACGGACGCUAUGAGGACGCCGAGACCUUCUUUGAAAGGGCGACUUGUGUGGAGCCCAACAAUGUGGUCGCCUGGGCUUUGUUUGGUAUAUUCUGCCAGACUCAGGAGAAGUGCAUAGAGGCAGAAAUGGCUUUUCGGGAAGCUAAUAAGCAGCUUAAUGCAGUCCUGCUGAAUGAAUCAGCAUCUAGAGCAGAAAUAACCUCAGACACUCAGUCUGGUCAGAAGAAGGACCAGAAAGAUGAAAGCAGUGAGACUCCAGCUGGAAACACAGAGGAGACAGGUGGCAAUACAGAUGAAGCCGAUGCUGUGCAUGAAGAAGACCGGCCACAGAAUGACCAGGAGAGCAAACAGGAAGUACAACAGCAAAUUCCCCCAACCAGCGUCCAGACCACUAUCUACAUGGAGACAGUGUGGUUUCUCCUGCAGAACUACGCAUUACAGAUGGCCCAGCGUGCUCUGGCUCUAGAGCUGCUGUCUCCAGACAGAGGCACCAUCAGCUCGUAUCACCUCGCUCUCGCCAAACUACACCUGCUGAGAGGAGAACACAACAGCGCCGAGGCCAGCCUGAAGGAGGCGCUGACCGACAACUUCCAGAAUCCAGACAUAUGGGCCCUGUGGGGUCACUUGCAUUACGAGAAGGGCGAUUACUCUCAGGCUCAGAGCUGCUAUGAACGGACGCUGGAUUCUGUGCUGGACGCCUCAGACACACACUCCAUCUACCUUCGCUUGGGCUCCAUCUAUCUGCAGAAAGGAGAAUAUGAAAAAGCCAGACCUGUAUUCCUGCGUGCCUGCAAACGCUCGCCAUCAUGUCUUACUUGGCUCAGACUGGGAAUCGCCUGCUAUAGACUGGAGGAGCUGACUGAGGCUGAAGAGGCGCUGACUGAAGCCAACGCACUGAAUAACAGGAAUCCAGAGGUGUGGGGUUACCUGUCGCUAGUCUGUUUACGGACUGGCAGAAAACUAGAGGCAGAGCAGUCAUAUAAAUAUGCCCUAAAGAUGAAUUUGCAAGAGGAGUCACUUCUAGAGGAGAUUCACGAGCUGCAGUCACGUGUUGGGUUUGGGAACCCUUCCUUCUGAUCGGUCUUAUCCACAUGAAUGUCAUUUUCAACUAU
This is a messenger RNA of Sinocyclocheilus grahami, 3008 nucleotides long. RefSeq names its product cilia and flagella associated protein 70 (gene cfap70). Gene Ontology annotation, biological process: cilium assembly; cilium movement. Gene Ontology annotation, cellular component: extracellular exosome; motile cilium. Bases 1 to 2973 code for a protein of 990 amino acids. The record is from RefSeq and is a predicted model, not a curated record. Lineage: Eukaryota; Metazoa; Chordata; Actinopteri; Cypriniformes; Cyprinidae. The transcript is spliced from 26 exons. Gene Ontology annotation, molecular function: protein binding.